AAAUUAGAACAAAAAAACGAUCACCUUGCGUUAUUGUUGAUAAUACAAAUGGAGGAAUCGGGCGUUGCAAUUCGACAAUUAGUCUUAUAUCGUUAUCUCAAUUAGUUGGAACAUGGGAAAUUGAAUUGACUUCAGAUGAAUCUUUAGAUUUAACCGAGUUGGGAGUUUGUUCUAGCCAUUUCAACUUCGACCACAAACAACUUCACUCACAUAAAACUAAAGCAUUAAGGCAUUUUAGUAAAAGUGUGGUUCAUACAAAAAAAUGUUUAUUACGUAACGGAUAUAAAAAAUUCUUUAGCAGAGGUAGAGAUUGUAUAGAACAUUGUUGGAAUAUAUGCGGAAGAGAUAUUCAAGUACCGUGUCUUGGUUUAAAAUCGUGCCCUGCAUUUCAAAAAAUUCAAAAUAUUAGUUCAAUGUUUACUAAUGAUGACAGAUAUGUUAGAUAUAUUUGUACAAAAUAUUUUGAAAAUCACGGUGGGCAUCUUCAUAUACGUUCAGGACCUGGUAGAAAACCUCAAACUUGCGUUUAUGACGAAUUACAUAUAGAAGAUACUAACCUUGUUUUAAGACUUUUUUCAAAUUGGUUAUUAAAUCUUUCAUAUUCUCAAAAUGAGAAUAAAGAAAAAAUAUUGCGGCAUAUGAUGAAAUUGUUGGAAACUCCAGAAUCACGUUCAUCGUUCUUAAUAGAUACAGAGUUUUAUCCACCUAGUCCAUUGUUUGUAAAAAUUGCUAUGAAAAUUCAUAAGUUUGAUGGUUACUCGCCUACAGAAAAAAAUUUAUAA
Messenger RNA from Racocetra persica, 782 nucleotides. Lineage: Eukaryota; Fungi; Glomeromycota; Glomeromycetes; Diversisporales; Gigasporaceae. The record is from the annotation of a GenBank genome assembly.